AUGUUCAAACUUGAGGAAUCGAAGAAGACUGUCCCUUUCGACUUCGGAAGAAUUUCUCCCAGAACUAAGAUUACGUCGUUAGCGCAAUUGCGCAAGGGCGAUCAUGUCAUGGAAGAAAGCCCGUUGGGUUACUGGCAUCACUUCAUCGUGGAUAAAGUAAAGCCAAAAUUUGCGUGGGUUAUACACAAGACUGGUGAUCAAGACACUGGUAUACGAUCUCUUCGAGAAAGUAACCCCACUACCAAAGGAGAAGUUUCAAGAACUAAAUUUGUUCUUGAGUCUAACCAAGUUGUGUACAGGAUAGAGUACCCUCCGACGGAUGAGGUCGAUGGGGUUGUGGUGUUCUCCUCGGAUGAGGUGGUGCGAAGGGCGAGGAAGCGCUUGGGAGAACGGCACUAUAAUGCUUUGACGAGCAACUGCGAACACUUUUGUCGAGAUUGCAAAGCAGGAAAACCUGAGAGCUAUCAAUCUUAUGAUGUAGUAUGGACUGUUAUAAGGCUUUUGUUUGUCUUUCUGCAGGGAAUACUAGGGGCAAUACUGUUCAUUGUUGCUUCUACAACAGGUUUGUUAGCUCAGACAUCACUGUUGCUGAUGGGUCAUGUAGUAGGUGUGAUAGUUGGACUCCUACAGGAUAUUCUGUGGAUAGCAUUUGUUGUUAUUACUGCUGAUCUUGCUAGAACCAAAGGUCAUGUGACACCUGUGGAUGCUGAAAAAAUUAAAGCUAAAAGAGUAACCCCAAUAGUGUCAGGAUUUGUGGGAGGGGUGGGAGGGGCUGCCCUUGGCUAUUAUCGCAUUCCCUUACCAGUGUUUGGUAGCAUUAUUGGAGCAGUUAUUGGAAACUUUCUCUGUCAAGCUUUAGGUCUUCUGGUUGGUAGAUGGGUUUCAACCUUGUUAAAGUAA
Messenger RNA from Pocillopora meandrina, 900 nucleotides. The record is from the annotation of a GenBank genome assembly. NCBI's taxonomy places the organism in Eukaryota, Metazoa, Cnidaria, Anthozoa, Scleractinia, Pocilloporidae.